AUGAAGCUCGCUCUUCUUCUUUCCGCCGUGACCACCGCCUCAGCCUGGUCAGUAACAUUCCACGACCACGACCAAUGCGCCGGCGGUACGACAUUCCACUACGGUGGUGGCUCCAACACGGGAACCGAACACCUCGCCCAGUGCUUCACCAUGACGAGUAUCAACAAGAGCUUUGCCAAUUAUGACGCAAAGAGCGUCAACAUCGUCUUUGGAGGCUGCACAAUCGACAUUUUUACGGAUCGACUUACACGGCCCGGGCUUGCAGGUUGCGUGGCGUCCAUCAGCGAUCCUACCAACUGGCAGCGUAUCAAUCAGGUCCAGGACGGAUGUGUUCAAUUAUCGAGCUCCAAGCUUGGGAAGUGGCAAGCUUGGUCUGUGUCCUGCUGA
Messenger RNA from Colletotrichum paranaense, 387 nucleotides. RefSeq lists its product as uncharacterized. The transcript has 2 exons. NCBI's taxonomy places the organism in Eukaryota, Fungi, Ascomycota, Sordariomycetes, Glomerellales, Glomerellaceae. The coding region runs from base 1 to 387 and encodes 128 amino acids. The record is from RefSeq and is a predicted model, not a curated record.